GGGAGGCGGCGAUGCGCACGGCCGGAGAGACGCGGAGGAGGAGACAUGAGCCGGCGGGCGCCCAGACGGAGCGGCCGUGACGCUUUCGUGCUGCAGCCGCGCGCCCCGACUCCGGAGCGCUGACCUCUGGCCUCACGCAGCUCCGCGCCCGGGCCGGAGAGUGCAACCGGGCUUCCAGCCCCGCCGCGCAUGCUGUCCCCGAACUGAGCCGGGAAGCCAGCCUCCCACGGACGCCCGGACGGCCGGCCGGCCAGCAGUGAGCAAGCUUCCCCGCACCGGCCAGGCGCCUCCUGCACAGCGGCUGCCGCCCCGCAGCCCCUGCGCCAGCCCGGAGGGCGCAGCGCUCGGGAGGAGCCGCGCGGGGCGCUGAUGCCGCAGGGCGCGCCGCGGAGCGCCCCGGAGCAGCAGAGUCUGCAGCAGCAGCAGCCGGCGAGGAGAGAGCAGCAGCAGCGGCGGCGGCGGCGGCGGCGGCGGCGGAGGCGCCCGGUCCCGGCCGCGCGAAGCGGACAUGUGCAGGCUGGGCUAGGAGCCGCCGCCUCCCUCCCGCUCAGCGAUGUAUUCAGCGCCCUCCGCCUGCACUUGCCUGUGUUUACACUUCCUGCUGCUGUGCUUCCAGGUACAGGUGCUGGUUGCCGAGGAGAACGUGGACUUCCGCAUCCACGUGGAGAACCAGACGCGGGCUCGGGACGAUGUGAGCCGUAAGCAGCUGCGGCUGUACCAGCUCUACAGCCGGACCAGUGGGAAACACAUCCAGGUCCUGGGCCGUAGGAUCAGUGCCCGCGGCGAGGAUGGGGACAAGUAUGCCCAGCUCCUAGUGGAGACAGACACCUUCGGUAGUCAAGUCCGGAUCAAGGGCAAGGAGACGGAAUUCUACCUGUGCAUGAACCGCAAAGGCAAGCUGGUGGGGAAGCCCGAUGGCACCAGCAAGGAGUGUGUGUUCAUCGAGAAGGUUCUGGAGAACAACUACACGGCCCUGAUGUCGGCGAAGUACUCCGGCUGGUACGUGGGCUUCACCAAGAAGGGGCGGCCGCGGAAGGGUCCCAAGACCCGGGAGAACCAGCAGGACGUGCAUUUCAUGAAGCGCUACCCCAAGGGGCAGCCGGAGCUUCAGAAGCCCUUCAAGUACACGACGGUGACCAAGAGGUCCCGUCGGAUCCGGCCCACACACCCCGCCUAGGCCACCCCGCCGCGGCCCCUCAGGUCGCCCUGGCCACACUCACACUCCCAGAGAACUGCAUCAGAGGAAUAUUUUUACAUGAAAAAUAAGGAAGAAGCUCUAUUUUUGUACAUUGUGUUUAAAAGAAGACAAAACUGAACCAAAACUCUUGGGGGGAGGGGUGAUAAGGAUUUUAUUGUUGACUUGAAACCCCCCGAUGGCAAAAGACUCAUGCAAAGGGACUGUAGUCAACCCACAGGUGCUUGUCUCUCUCUAGGAACAGACAACUCUAAACUCGUCCCCAGAGGAGGACUUGAAUGAGGAAACCGACACUUCGAGAAACCAAAGUCCUUUUUCCCAAAGGUUCUGAAAGGAAAAAAAA
Molecule: messenger RNA, 1538 nt
Organism: Rhinopithecus roxellana (golden snub-nosed monkey)
Lineage: Eukaryota; Metazoa; Chordata; Mammalia; Primates; Cercopithecidae
Gene: FGF18
Product: fibroblast growth factor 18
Exons: 5
Coding region: 554-1177 (207 amino acids)
Biological process (GO): animal organ morphogenesis; cell differentiation; fibroblast growth factor receptor signaling pathway
Cellular component (GO): cytoplasm
Molecular function (GO): type 1 fibroblast growth factor receptor binding; type 2 fibroblast growth factor receptor binding; growth factor activity
Source: RefSeq, a predicted model, not a curated record